Striga asiatica is the source of this 1364-nucleotide messenger RNA. The record is from the annotation of a GenBank genome assembly. NCBI's taxonomy places the organism in Eukaryota, Viridiplantae, Streptophyta, Magnoliopsida, Lamiales, Orobanchaceae.
CUCAAAUACAGUUAAUCCGUCUAUCUUCGUCAGAUUCAAAUCCGCCCCUUCUCUCUCCUCUCUUUCUCUCUCUAGUAUAUAUUUGCUUCUGCAUUUUUUUUUUCUUUAUUCCCAACUCUCUUAAACCUCCACAAACAUUUUUCUCGUAAUUCUUUGUUUUUUCUAUUUGGCAAUAUUGAGCUCGAUAUAGAAAAAAGGGAAAUCAAUGGAGGGCGGAUAUAAUCCUCGAACUGUUGAAGAAGUUUUUAGGGAUUUUAAGGGUCGAAGAGCUGGAAUUAUCAAAGCCCUUACUACAGAUGUUGAAGAAUUUUACCAGCAGUGCGAUCCUGAGAAAGAGAAUUUGUGCUUGUAUGGAUUUCCUAGUGAGCAAUGGGAGGUGAAUCUGCCGGCUGAAGAAGUGCCCCCCGAGCUCCCUGAGCCAGCUCUGGGCAUCAACUUUGCUAGAGACGGGAUGCAAGAAAAAGACUGGCUAUCACUAGUUGCUGUCCACAGUGAUACUUGGCUGCUUGCUGUUGCCUUCUAUUUUGGUGCUAGAUUUAGAUUCGACAAAGCUGACAGGAAGCGACUAUUCAACAUGAUCAAUGAUCUCCCUACUGUAUAUGAAGUCGUGACUGGUGCAGCCAAGAAACAGCAGAAAGAGAAAUCUUCAGUCUCAAAUCAUAGUAGCAGCAAGUCCAAGUCGAACACUAAGUCGCGAGCAUCCGAAACUCAGGCAAAGAUUCCAAAGCAGGUGCAGGCGAAAGACGAGGAUGAUGACUUGGACGAGCAUGAGGAAGAAGAAAAUGAGGAAGAUGAAGAAGAUGACGAGCAUGGAGACACAUUGUGUGGCGCAUGUGGGGACAACUAUGCAUCAGACGACACAUUCUGGAUUUGUUGUGACAUAUGUGAGAAGUGGUUUCAUGGCAAGUGUGUCAAAAUUACCCCUGCCAGAGCUGAGCACAUCAAGCAAUACAAGUGCCCCUCGUGCAGCACCAACAAAAGGGCACGACCGUAAUUUGGGAGGGUAAGAAAAUGUGAGAAAGAAAACUCGAAACUUAUUUUCGUCCUGGGCAAUUAUUAGGUUAUUGUUUGUUGUUAUUAAGUGCUGCGUACGCUUAAUUAGUGUUGAAACUGUGAAUGGAUGGAUAAUUAUGGUCGGGGUUAGCUGGUCGAAUGAUUUGGUGGUACAGUGGUAUUUGUUUGUUUAGUUGGACUACAUUUUUUUUUUUUCCCAACUUCUGAGUUAUGUUUUGCAUUUUUCUGCAGUUCAUUCUAGUGAUGUGUUGUCUUUGAGUGCAUGCAUUAUAUGGCGAAUAUGCAGCAAUCUGUGUUUCAUGAGGAGAAAUAUCAUCGUUUUUAGGAUGGGGAAAAGAAAAAACUCAUUU